This is a messenger RNA of Terrapene triunguis (Three-toed box turtle), 540 nucleotides long. RefSeq names its product pendrin-like. The annotation marks the transcript as partial. The record is from RefSeq and is a predicted model, not a curated record. Gene Ontology annotation, biological process: transmembrane transport. Lineage: Eukaryota; Metazoa; Chordata; Testudines; Emydidae. Gene Ontology annotation, molecular function: sulfate transmembrane transporter activity; chloride transmembrane transporter activity; oxalate transmembrane transporter activity. The transcript is spliced from 4 exons. Gene Ontology annotation, cellular component: membrane.
AAUGGCAUCAUCAAUGAUUCUGGGACUACCAAUGAAGCUUUUGAAUCUGAUGAAGAUCUUGAUGAUCCUGAAGAUCUUAAAAUUCCAACCAAAGAAGUAGAGAUCCAAGUGGACUGGAAUUCAGAACUCCCAGUCAAAGUGAAUGUCCCCAGAGUGCCUAUCCAUAGUUUAAUUUUUGACUUUGGAGGUGUAUCAUUCUUGGAUGUUGUAGCCGUGAGGACAAUGAGAAUGAUAGUUAAAGAGUUCGAGAGAAUUGAUGUGACUGUAUACAUCGCAUCACAUCAAGACAACAUUAUAACAAAGCUGGAACAAUGUGGCUUCUUUGAUGAUAACAUCAGAAAAGACAUGUUCUUCCUGACUGUCCAUGAUGCUGUGCUUUACAUACAGCAUGAAAUGAUGCACAGAGACAUCCAGGAUCCUAUUUUUGAAAAGAUUUCACUGAUGCAGGAAUCUAAGGAACCAAUAGAUUUCUCAGAAACAGGCAAGCUUGAUGAUGAACUUGAUGUUCAGGAGGAGGUAUGGAGCUAUCCUUUUAAUUAA